This is a messenger RNA of Candidula unifasciata, 1302 nucleotides long. The record is from the annotation of a GenBank genome assembly. NCBI's taxonomy places the organism in Eukaryota, Metazoa, Mollusca, Gastropoda, Stylommatophora, Geomitridae.
AUGCAGGCAGCUUCCAAGAAGGCUAGAUUGGAGCCUAACACAAUGUCUAUUCGUGGUCCAAUCCCAAACGGGCCAAUGCACCCACGCCCAUUGGUUGCUUUGCUAGAUGGCCGAGAUUGUUCAAUUGAAAUGCCUAUAUUGAAAGAUGUUGCCACUGUGGCAUUCUGCGACGCUCAGUCCACACAAGAAAUUCACGAAAAGGUACUAAAUGAGGCUGUUGGAGCCCUCAUGUGGCACACCAUCACACUGACAAAGGAAGACCUUGACAAAUUUAAAAGUCUGAGGGUUAUCAUCAGAAUAGGCAGUGGUUAUGAUAACGUUGACGUGAAAGCAGCCGGCGAAAUGGGUAUUGCUGUAUGCAAUGUUCCUGGCUAUGGGGUGGAGGAAGUGGCUGACUCAGCACUUUGUCUCAUAUUAAAUCUAUACCGUCGUACUUACUGGCUUGCAAAUAUGGUACGCGAUGGAAAGAAGAUCAAUGGACCUGAACAACUGCGUGAUGCAGCUCAAGGAUCUGCAAGGAUUCGUGGAGACACACUUGGUAUAGUUGGUCUAGGUCGAGUUGGAACAGCAGUUGCAAUCAGAGCAAAAGUAUUUGGUUUCAAUGUCAUUUUCUAUGACCCAUAUCUAGCAGACGGUAUUGAGAAAUCUCUGGGCAUCACUCGGGUGUACACACUCCAGGAGCUCCUGUUCCAGAGUGACUGUGUAUCGCUGCACUGUAACCUCAACGAGCAUAAUCACCAUCUCAUUAAUGACUACACAAUCAAACAGAUGCGGCCAGGAGCUUUCCUUAUAAAUACAGCCCGUGGCGGUUUGGUAGAUGAACAUGCGCUUGCUGCAGCACUCAAGGAUGGCCGGAUACGGGCCGCAGCUCUGGAUGUACAAGAGAAUGAACCGAUUGUCCUAGCUAACAGUCCCCUGAAAGAUUGCCCUAAUCUAAUCUGCACUCCCCAUUCAGCAUUCUAUAGUGAACAGAGCGUUACUGAGCUACGUGAAAUGGCCGCCGGGGAAGUGCGUCGAGCCAUCUUAGGCCGCAUUCCUGAAAGUUUAAGAAACUGUGUCAAUAAGGAAUAUUUUACGCCCACCACUAGUACCGUGCGCUAUCCGUUUCCCCCAGCAGGCCCUUUUGCAGACAGCAUCAACGGCACCGCCGGGUAUGCGGGAUUUAACCCAGCAUUGGCAAUUCAUUCAACGACAGACCAUCCAGCAGUAUCUCAUGGGGGAGCCAUUUUGACCGCCUCUCACAUCAUCCCGGACUCGGGGAACCAUGUGUCCAAGCCAGAGAAUCCGAGUCCUGUCCACUAG